AUGGCAUCAAAUGAUUCUUCGAAACUCUUCAAUGAAAAUUCGGAAGCUGUGGAAGAAACCAUUAAUAGGGAUCUAUCUAAAACAGUCAAACAAUUAGGGAAAGAAGCAAAAAAUCAAGAAAAACUUAAGAAGUAUACGGCAAAACAAGCUGCAAUCGAAGCACAGAAAAAACUGAAAGAGACAACUAAAGAUAAAUCAAAAACCAAAUCAUCAAUAAUCAAUCAUGAAAUAACUGAAUAUACAUCGAACACAGCAUCCGAUGAAAAGAAAGAUAUUCAUUGUCAAUUACCGAAGAAUUAUAGUCCGAAAUAUGUUGAAACAGGAUGGUAUGCAUGGUGGGAAAAAGAAGGUUUUUUUCGACCAGAAUACUACGAUAUGCAUCCACCAUUGAAUAUUUCAUUACCUCGACAAUCAUUUAUUAUGGUUAUUCCACCACCAAAUGUUACUGGUUAUCUUCAUUUAGGUCAUGCUAUUAUGUGUACAAUAGAAGAUACAUUAGCACGUUGGCAUCGUAUGUGUGGUCAUACAGUUCUUUGGGUACCUGGAUGUGAUCAUGCUGGAAUUGCAACACAGGUUGUUGUGGAAAAGAAAUUGAUGCGUGAACAAAACUUGACAAGACAUGAUUUAGGACGAGAAAAAUUUCUUGACGAAGUUUGGAAAUGGAAAAAUGAAAAAGGUGAUCAUAUAUAUGAACAGAUUAAAAAAUUGGGAUCUUCAUGUGAUUGGACACGUCAAGUAUUUACUAUGGAUAAAGAUAUGUCAUAUGCUGUAGAAGAAGCAUUUAUUAGAAUGCAUGAAAAAAAACUUAUCUAUCGUUCAUUACGAUUGGUUAAUUGGUCAUGUGCACUCAAAUCAGCGAUUUCUGAUAUUGAAGUUGAGAAGGUACAAUUGAAAGGUCGCACAUUACUUUCUAUUCCUGGUUACAAUGAUCUUAUUGAGUUUGGCAUGUUGAUCGAAUUUGCAUAUCCUGUCGAGAAUUCGAAUGAAGAAAUCGUUGUGGCUACAACUCGUAUUGAAACAAUGCUUGGUGAUACAGUUAUUGCUGUUCAUCCAGACGAUGUUCGUUUUAAACAUUUACAUGGAAAGUUUGUUCAACAUCCAUUUGUUUCACGACGUUUACCGAUCAUCACUGAUACUAUGGUCGAUCCACAAUUUGGUUCAGGUGCUGUUAAAAUAACACCAGGACAUGAUCCAAAUGAUUUUGAAUGUGGACGUCGUCAUUCAUUGCCAUUUAUUACAUGUAUUACAGAUGAUGGACGAAUGUCAUCAGAAUGUGGUUCAUAUUCUGGUCAACUUCGUUAUCAUGUUCGUGUUCAACUUUUAAAUGAUUUAAAACAACUUAAUCUAUAUCGAGGUUCAAAAGAACGAGAAAUGAUACUUUCGAUUUGUAGUCGAAGUGGAGAUAUUAUUGAGCCACUACUCAAACCGCAAUGGUAUGUUAAUUGCAAUACAAUGGCUAAACGUUCAAUUGAAGUUGUACGAACAAAACAACUACAAAUUUUACCAAGUAAUUUCGAACCAGUUUGGUAUAAAUGGUUAGAAGAUAUUCAUGAUUGGUGUAUUUCACGACAAUUAUGGUGGGGUCAUCGAAUUCCAUCUUAUUUUAUUAGUUCCGAUGAUAUUCCUGAAGGAAAUGAGAUGGAUGAUAAAUAUUGGGUUAGUGCUCAUUCACAAGAAGAAGCAUUAGAAAAAGCAACUCAAAGAUUUAAUAUUUCGAAAGAAAAAAUUCGUUUACAACAAGAUGAAGAUGUUCUUGAUACUUGGUUUUCAUCAGGUAUAUUUCCAUUUUCUUCUUUUGGUUGGCCAUUGGAAACGAAUGACUUAAAAAGAUUCUUUCCAACAACAUUACUCGAAACUGGUCAUGAUAUUCUUUUCUUUUGGGUUGCACGAAUGGUAAUGAUGUCACUUGAACUAACUGAUUGUUUACCAUUUACAAAAGUUUAUUUACAUGCUAUUAUUCGUGAUGCACAUGGACGUAAAAUGUCGAAAACAUUAGGUAAUGUUAUUGAUCCACUUGAUGUUAUUAAUGGUAUUACACUAGAAAAACUCAAUGAAAAAUUAAGAAAUUCGAAUCUUCAUCCAAAAGAAUAUGAACGAGCACGACAAGAUCAACAAAAUGAUUAUCCAAAUGGUAUACCAGAAUGUGGUACGGAUGCAUUACGUUUUGCUUUUUGUGCUUAUGCCAAUCAAGCGCGAGAUAUCAAUUUGGAUGUAUUACGUAUUGAAGGUUAUCGACGAUUUUGUAAUAAAAUUUGGCAUGCUAUGAGAUUUGCUAUGGCAAAGAAUUUAGAUAUCAAUGAUCCGAACUGUUUUCAACCACCAGAACAAUUCAAAUUAUCAGGUACCGAAAAACUAUGUGAUCUCUGGAUAUUAAGUCGUCUUAGUUAUGCUAUUGAACAAUGUGAAAUAGGAUUUACUAAUUAUCAAUUUCCACAAGUUACUACAGCUAUUUAUAAUUUUUGGUUUUAUGAACUUUGCGACGUUUAUAUAGAAUAUAUUAAACAAGAUUUUUGUGCUACUAAUAUCGAUUCUCAACGACAAGAAAUUAUAAAACUUAUUUUAUAUAUAUGUUUGAAUAAUGGACUCAAACUAUUAGCACCUAUCAUGCCAUAUAUAACUGAAGAACUUUAUCAACGUUUACCUCAACCAAAACAGGAUCAACCAUUACCACCUAGUCUCUGUGUUACACCUUAUCCACAAUCAAUACAAUUCAAAGAAUUUCGUAAUGAACGAAUUGAUUCAAAUAUGAAUAUGAUUAAUGAUUCAAUAAGUAGAAUUCGUUCAUAUCGCACCGCGCAUAAACUCAUUUCGAAACAGAAAGACAGUCUUUAUAUUCGGACAUCUCCAUCAAAUACAAUUCUCUUUUCUGAAUAUAAAGAUUUACUUCAGCGACUGGGUAAUAUCAAUGAUAUUUAUAUGCUUGAUAAUGAUUUCAACAUCGAUCAAUCAUAUACAACAGUGACAACAACAUCUGAUUAUAUAUUCUAUUUUAUUUCGACAACAUCACCCUAA
Molecule: messenger RNA, 3012 nt
Organism: Rotaria sp. Silwood1
Lineage: Eukaryota; Metazoa; Rotifera; Eurotatoria; Philodinida; Philodinidae
Source: the annotation of a GenBank genome assembly